Messenger RNA from Talaromyces proteolyticus, 2688 nucleotides. Its product is annotated as putative camp-dependent protein kinase-like protein. The coding region runs from base 1 to 2688 and encodes 895 amino acids. Gene Ontology annotation, molecular function: protein serine/threonine kinase activity; ATP binding. The transcript has 4 exons. Gene Ontology annotation, biological process: protein phosphorylation. NCBI's taxonomy places the organism in Eukaryota, Fungi, Ascomycota, Eurotiomycetes, Eurotiales, Trichocomaceae. The record is from RefSeq and is a predicted model, not a curated record.
AUGGCUGCACCAGCCGGAAUCAACCCGCAUGCUGAUGCCGACCUCAUGAGGCAGGCUGUGCUUCAGAACGGCGCACAGGAGGAAGAUUCUCAAGAGAACCUUAUUGGUUCAAAUGGCUCUACGCCUUCUGGAAUAGCUACACCCCAGCCUGAUCCAGCCGACAAACGGUUACCCUCUAUAAUGCACUAUUUCUCUCAGGUUGGUAGCUCUGCUUUCCCACUGAGUUCUAUCAAAGCACGGUUAUCUAGCUCCACAACACCUGUUGCUGGGGAAGUAUACAGUCCAAUUGCUACCAAAGGGCACAGCCAGUCGUCACAAGUUGUCGAUGUGCCUGUCCCUCAUAGCACUGAGAAACCAGCGCAAAUUGAAGCUUCAGAGACUCUGAAUCCUAGCUCCCUUCCUACCCCCCCUUACUCGUCUGCCUGUUCAUUAUCACACAAGGAGACGGAAGAGAUGGAAAGUGCCGCUGCCGCCACCGACAAAAACGCGGUCUCCAUUUAUUCUGCGUUGAAAAACAUCAUGUCCUCCUCGAGCAAUUUCCCCGAAUCCCAUUCUUCACGGCGUCCUACAUGUCACCCAGUAUCCAGCGUGUCGGAUGAUCCAGUUCUUGCAUCCCAUUUCUCAAACCCAUCCCUCCCUGACGCCUCAGACCUUUCACCUUCACCGGCCGUACCCUUGUUGGAGCAUGAAAAACCUCAUCACACUUCCAAGUCUUCUGAGAAUCUUACCAAGCUAACUGAAAACGUGGCCAAUGUGUCACGUCUAAAGAAUACACCGCCGUUGACCCCACGAGCCAUGUCAAACGACAACAGUUCUACGGGCCGACAUUCUAAUGGUUCUACAUCCGCCCCGUCAACAUCAUCGAGCCAGCACCGAAGUGUUGUGGAAGUUUCGUCAGAAAAGCCGACUGGAAGGCUUAGUGACUCGGCUUCCCAGACUUCGCAAGACGGGCCCACUGUUGCUUCGCUCAAAGGGAAGCUUUCAGUGAAAAUCUCUCAAGCCCGUGGCUUGCGCCCCAGUACGGAUCCAUAUGUUGUGUGUGUGUUUGAGUGGAAUGAAUAUAUAUCGAAAGGUACCCAGAGUGGUGAUCAAACUCCUAAUGGCAAAGUCGGGAAUAAGGAAUGGCUUGACAAUGAUUCUGGUCGACCCAUGGCUAUUCCCAUGAAGAGCCGACAGAGCAGUCAUAACAGCCAGUUGGAUAACGUGGAUAUCAAAGGCAAAGCGCCUGUUACCGAUCCCCAGUGGAACCAUGAAGCUGUUUUUGACGUGUUGGGUGAGCAAUCCGAAAUCGAGGUGUCCGUGUAUGACCGCUACAACCAGGAGGCGUUCCUCGGUCAUGUGCGAAUGAGUCUUAACCUGAGAGAAGAACGAUCAAGCCUAGAGGGUUGGUUUCCAUUGGCCGCGCGGGCACAGGGCGAUUACCAAAUUUCUGGCGAGAUUCAUCUGGAGAUGCAUUUUGAGAAGACCGAAAAGAAACAGGUCGGACCGAAUGAUUUCCAAAUCUUGAAACUUAUCGGUAAAGGUACAUUUGGUCAGGUGUAUCAGGUUAAGAAGAAGGACACCCAGCGAAUCUAUGCGAUGAAGGUUCUGUCUAAGAAAGUCAUCAUUCAGAAAAAGGAGGUUGCGCAUACUUUGGGCGAACGAAAUAUUCUAGUCCGGACGGCCAUGGCAGCUUCUCCCUUUAUUGUUGGGCUGAAAUUCUCCUUCCAAACUCUUACAGAUUUAUACUUGGUGACAGAUUACAUGUCCGGUGGUGAACUGUUUUGGCAUCUUCAAAAAGAAGGUCGUUUCCAGGAAGCCCGAGCCAAGUUUUAUAUUGCAGAGUUGAUCUUGGCUCUGCAGCAUCUUCAUGAGCACGACAUUGUCUAUCGUGACCUGAAGCCAGAAAAUAUUCUCCUCGACGCUAAUGGACAUAUUGCCCUCUGUGAUUUUGGACUAUCCAAGGCUAAUCUCACACAGAACGAUACGACUAACACGUUUUGUGGCACCACGGAGUAUUUGGCACCUGAGGUUCUAUUAGAUGAGCAGGGAUACACAAAGAUGGUUGAUUUCUGGUCUUUGGGUGUCCUUGUUUUCGAGAUGUGCUGUGGUUGGAGUCCAUUCUAUGCCGAAGACACACAGCAAAUGUAUAAGAACAUUGCAUUCGGCAAGGUGCGAUUCCCACGCGAUGCCCUCAGUACGGAAGGGCGUAACUUUGUUAAAGGAUUGCUCAACCGCAAUCCAAAACACCGGCUAGGUGCAAAAGAUGAUGCCAAGGAACUCAUGGCUCACCCAUUCUUCCACGACGUUGACUGGGAGGCGUUGGGUCGUAAGGAAGUUAUUCCCCCCUUCAAGCCGAAGCUGAAAUCGGAAUCGGACACUUCGAAUUUUGACCCGGAGUUCACAACUGCACUGGAUCAUUCGACUUCGCUUAAUGACCGGGCAGCAGCGCUAGCGAGUGGUCUGAUGCCUGGAUCGACUCCUCUUUCACCAGGCAUGCAGGCCAACUUCAAAGGCUUCACUUUCGUGAAUGAAAGUUCUAUGGAUCAUCACCUUAAAGAUCAUGGUGAUCGUAUGGAUGAGGACAUGAAGGAUGACGAUACUUGGCAUCGGCACCAGCGAUCGGUGGACUCGACGGAACAUCGCAUGAGUGGCGUGGUCAAGACUGGGGAAGGCGAAGGUGGUGUCUUCAACAACUUUGACAUCUAG